This is a messenger RNA of Dioscorea cayenensis subsp. rotundata (Guinea yam), 686 nucleotides long. RefSeq names its product photosystem I reaction center subunit psaK, chloroplastic. Gene Ontology annotation, biological process: photosynthesis. The record is from RefSeq and is a predicted model, not a curated record. Gene Ontology annotation, cellular component: photosystem I; membrane. NCBI's taxonomy places the organism in Eukaryota, Viridiplantae, Streptophyta, Magnoliopsida, Dioscoreales, Dioscoreaceae. The coding region runs from base 117 to 512 and encodes 131 amino acids. The transcript has 3 exons.
AUUCACUCGAACAAACUAUAACAAAAGAGAGAGAGAAGAACACUUCAUCUUCUUCUUCUUCUUCUUCUUCUUCUUCUCAUCUUUUCUUCUCUUUCUUAUCCUUUUGAUAUUCAAUAAUGGCUUCCAAGCUUGCAUCUCCCACUGCAGUCAUGGCCUCAAUUCCACAAUUCAAUGGCCUCAAAGCUCAAGCACCAUCAAUGGUGAGCUUGCCAUCACUUCAGAAGAGAGGAAAUGGAGGUGCUCUUGGUGCUCGUUGUGGCUUCAUUGGCUCACCAACCAACAUAAUUAUGAUCACUACGACGAGCUUGAUGUUAUUUGCUGGGAGGUUUGGGUUGGCACCGUCGGCGAACAGGAAGGCGACGGCUGGGCUGAAGCUGGAGGCACGUGAUUCCGGCCUGCAGACUGGAGACCCUGCCGGAUUCACCUUGGCAGACACCUUAGCUUGUGGAACUGUAGGCCACAUUAUGGGUGUUGGCACUGUUUUGGGUCUCAAAAGUCUGGGUGUCCUUUAAAUCAAUCUGUUCUCUUAUUUUGUCAUUAAACCUUCUAUCUUCUUCUUAUUAUUAAUACUCCUUGCUUCAUAAUCUUUGUUGUAAAUGAUCUUAUCUUUUCCUUUGAUCUCUCUCUGUUUCAUGUACUUAUGGACACAUGCAUUUACAAUUGCAUUAUGUUCAUUAAUUAGUUCA